Coffea eugenioides is the source of this 852-nucleotide messenger RNA. RefSeq names its product putative SNAP25 homologous protein SNAP30. The transcript has 5 exons. Gene Ontology annotation, cellular component: plasma membrane; SNARE complex. NCBI's taxonomy places the organism in Eukaryota, Viridiplantae, Streptophyta, Magnoliopsida, Gentianales, Rubiaceae. The coding region runs from base 1 to 852 and encodes 283 amino acids. The record is from RefSeq and is a predicted model, not a curated record. Gene Ontology annotation, molecular function: SNAP receptor activity.
AUGUUUGGUUUUAUGAAAAGCAAGCCGGCUUCUACAAGUACUAGCCCUCUUCAUUAUGAUGCUGCUGGACAGGAUAAGAAUGCAACUAUGACACCUGCAAGAAGAACUUCUUCUGAACCAGUGCUUAUUACACCAGAUAUGGAUGAUGAUGAUGAUUAUUUUGGAAGAGGUACAGCCACUAGGAAUAAGAAUAGAAAUAAAAAUAGUCCUGCUGACAAGAAAGACCUGGACAACAUGUCUGUUCAACAAUUAGAGGAUUAUGCGGUGGACCAAGCUCGGCAGACCACAAAUUCUGUGAACAAUUGCCUCAAAAUUGCAGAGGACAUGCAACAGGAUGCUACUCGUACUCUUGAAACCUUGCACGCGCAGGGCGAGCAAAUUACCCGGACUCAUAUGAUGGCUGCAGAUUUAGACCGUGAUUUGAGCAAGGGUGAAAAAUUGUUGAACAAUCUCGGGGGCAUGUUCUCGAUGCCCUGGAAGCCCAAAAAGACCAGGGAGAUCACAGGGCCGAUGAUAACACAAGAUAAUAAUUCGAAAGCAAAGAAAGCUAGUGCAGAGCAAAGAGAGAAGCUAGGAUUAGCUCCCAUUCCCAAAGGAAAGCAAACCUCUCGUACACCUCCUCCUGAACCAACGAAUGCCUUGCAGAAAGUUGAGCUGGAGAAGGCAAAGCAAGAUGAUGCCUUUAGCGAUCUGAGCAAUAUACUGGGUGAUCUCAAGGGCAUGGCUCUUGAAAUGGGAUCCGAGCUUGAUACGCAAAACAAAGCUAUGGAUCAUCUGUCAGUUGACGUGGAUGAAUUAAACUCAAGGGUGAAAGGUGCCAAUCAGCGUGCCCGCAAGUUACUUGCGAAGUGA